Molecule: messenger RNA, 873 nt
Organism: Camellia sinensis
Lineage: Eukaryota; Viridiplantae; Streptophyta; Magnoliopsida; Ericales; Theaceae
Source: RefSeq, a predicted model, not a curated record
AUGGUUCCUAUGGAUGGCUUUGAACGUUUCGCCCAGGGGCAUUUAAUUACUCUGUUCUCAGCCACGAAUUACUGUGGUACCGCAAAUAAUGCAGGGGCAAUCUUAGUUUUGGGUAGAGAUCUUGUAGUAGUUCCGAAACUCAUUCAUCCAUUGCCACCAGCAAUUUCUUCACCAGAAACGUCACCUGAACGCCAUAUAGAAGAUACAUGGAUGCAGGAGCUUAAUGCAAAUAGGCCACCGACACCAACUCGAGGCCGUCCUCAACUUGCUAACGACCGGGGUUCUCUUGCUUGGAUAUAGUCUUUAGAUCGUUCUGCAUUCUCUUUGUAACUCAUUUCAGGCUCAUGCUGUCACCUGGGAUUUCUGGUGUUCUGUAUAGAGCAUGAGGCCACAUGGAGGUUUUUUCCAAGGCUUUUGGAGAGUUUGGUGUCCAACACAUAACAUGAAGACACCUGUUAGUAAACCAAGUUGAUGGCGGCAGUUGCUAGCCAUUUGAGUUGCUCUCCAAAAGUUGCCCUUUGUCGAUUGAUAUCCACAGGCAGGUAGAAGUUGCCCUUUGUACAUUGGUUGUUUCUCUUGUUGGAUGAGUAGUGCUGGGUAAUUUUCUGAUUAGUUUUUAUUUAUUCCUCGUUUUUAGGAUGUAUUAUUUUUGGUUUUUGUUUUUCGUUGAGAGGACGCUGGAGGUCCCUCCCUAUACGGUGAUUUGGGGUGAGAUAUGUAAUGUUUAAAAUAUUUUCUUGGGGCAUUAUUCAUAUGUAUCAUAGAGGCAUUGCUUUGUGUAAUUGGUGCUUUUGUGCUUUGUACAAUGUAACUUAAUUUGUGUGAAUGUAUGAAACUUUCUGGUCUGAGGCACAAAGUGUGCUAGUUUGUUUU